Messenger RNA from Mesorhabditis spiculigera, 330 nucleotides. NCBI's taxonomy places the organism in Eukaryota, Metazoa, Nematoda, Chromadorea, Rhabditida, Rhabditidae. The record is from the annotation of a GenBank genome assembly.
AUGCUGAAGGACGUGGUUCUGAGGGGGCACGCACAAGUUUGCGGCGGGACGAUCGUAAGUCCUUAUUGGGUGUUGACGGCGGCGCAUUGCGUGGAGGAUCGGGGUGCGGUCGAGUUGGCGGUGAUCGCCGGCGUCAGCAGAAUUUAUGACCAUUCAUCGAAAAGGGACGAUUACAAUGUUGCUGAUGUGGCUUUGUUGAAGCUAGCGACCCCGAUCCAAAUGAGGGCCAAACAGACGACACCGACGUUACUAGUCAUGCCGGAUGCCCUAAACGGCUAUAUGGACCAGGAGAAUCUUCGGGGAAUCGUCGCCGGAUGGGGACUAUUACAA